Syzygium oleosum is the source of this 1124-nucleotide messenger RNA. RefSeq names its product ADP-ribosylation factor 1. NCBI's taxonomy places the organism in Eukaryota, Viridiplantae, Streptophyta, Magnoliopsida, Myrtales, Myrtaceae. Gene Ontology annotation, molecular function: GTPase activity; GTP binding. The record is from RefSeq and is a predicted model, not a curated record. The coding region runs from base 307 to 855 and encodes 182 amino acids. Gene Ontology annotation, cellular component: Golgi apparatus; cytoplasm. The transcript is spliced from 9 exons. Gene Ontology annotation, biological process: intracellular protein transport; vesicle-mediated transport.
CAAAAAGAAAAAAAAAUCGAGUCCGCCCAGCUCCUCACUGCCCCUCCUCCUCGUCCUCCUCCUCCUCGGCCCACCCGCAAGAGAGAGAGAAUCUCUACCCCCGGAAGAGAAGAAACAACAGGCGUACGCAGAAGAAAGGGAAGCUCUGUUUCGCGCUAAAAGCGAGCGAUUCCGCUAGCUCCGCUGCCCAAACAUUGGCGAUUCAGCAGGACCCCUCUCCUCAAUCUUCAGGGGGGGCGCUCUGCUCUUCUUCCGCAGAUCUGAUCUCCUGAUCUCGUUUCAUGCCCUCGUUCGGGCCGGAGCAAGAUGGGGAUUGUGUUCACGCGGAUGUUCUCGUCCCUGUUCGGCAACAAGGAGGCCCGGAUCCUCGUGCUCGGGCUCGACAAUGCCGGGAAGACCACGAUCCUCUAUCGCCUGCAGAUGGGUGAAGUUGUUUCCACUAUUCCAACGAUUGGAUUCAAUGUGGAAACCGUCCAGUAUAACAAUAUCAAGUUUCAAGUCUGGGAUCUCGGUGGGCAAACAAGUAUCAGGCCAUAUUGGAGAUGCUAUUUUCCAAACACUCAAGCCAUUAUCUAUGUGGUUGAUUCAAGUGACACCGAUAGGCUUGUGAUAGCAAAAGAAGAAUUUCAUGCUAUCUUGGAGGAAGAAGAGUUAAAAGGGGCUGUUGUCCUGAUUUAUGCUAACAAGCAGGAUCUUCCCGGAGCGCUUGAUGACGCUGCAAUAACUGAAGCAUUGGAGUUGCAUAAGAUCAAAAGUCGCCAAUGGGCUAUCUUUAAAACUUCUGCUAUUAAAGGGGAGGGCCUUUUUGAGGGCCUUGACUGGUUGAGUAAUACACUGAAGUCGGGAGGAGGCUAAGGUCGAUUAUGGUUUGUCGAGAGAUGAAAAUUCAGCCAUUGCCGAGCAUGAAAUAGAAAGGGUCUAGUCUUUACUUGGUUAAACUUGAUGAUUGAGUUUGACAUUCAUCCACUCAAAUGAUAUAAUCUGAUGUACUGAUUUUAGGGAGUUUUGGGUGACUUUCCAGAAUUGUGAAACUUUCAUCAAGCACAUGAACAAAUGGCUCUCACUUUUCACUUGUUGCAUUUUUCCUUUCAAUUGUGUAAUCUCGUCAUUCAUUUUGUCCUUCA